CUGCGGAAACGGGAGCGGACCGGGGCGAGCUUGCGGCUCCUGGAGCUGAGCUGGGCAGCCGUUUGCGAGGUGAGUGCGCUCCCGGAGAGUUCUUUGUUGUGUGCUGCAACUUUCAUGCCGCAGCAGCUGCUACGCUUCGCGAGCGCUGGAAGUUUUGGGAUAUUUGACAUUUUUCGCAUUUCCGCGCUGCGUCUUUGCCCAUUGGGAUCCCCGUGUGUUUAUCUGAGAGUUGCCGCCGUGUUUACUCGGCUUCUCUCGUGUGUUGUGGCUGGAACCGUCACCAUUGCGUCGGAGUGGAGUUGCCGUGGCAGCCCUGACGGGGCGCAGGAGGAGAGCAGCAAUGGAGAGGUGCUGGCAGACGGGGCAGACCGCGGGCUGGACGGGGACCCUGAGGGCGUGUGGAGUCCAGACAUCGAGCAGAGUUUUCAGGAAGCUCUGGCCAUCUACCCGCCUUGCGGCAGGAGGAAGAUCAUACUUUCAGACGAGGGGAAGAUGUAUGGUCGAAAUGAGCUGAUAGCUCGCUACAUAAAGCUAAGAACGGGGAAGACACGCACGCGUAAGCAGGUGUCUAGUCACAUUCAAGUUUUGGCACGUAAGAGGGUGCGGGAAUAUCAGGCCAGCAUUAAGGUCUCUAGUCACCUGCAAGUCUUGGCCAAGAGAAAGUCUCGUGAGAUUCAGUCUAAACUGAAGGCCAUGAACUUGGACCAGGUAUCCAAAGACAAGGCACUGCAGACUGUAGCAAACCUGUCGUCUGCUCAGAUUGUGUCUGCGAGUGUGAUGAAACCUCAGACUCCCUUCCCUCCACCAAUCAGAUUUUGGCCCGGCCCUGUACCAGGACAGCCUGAACAUUCUCAGGAAUUCUCCUUUGGUUCUCCUGUUCUUCUUAAUAUCCACAGCAUUAAGCCUUUUGCACAGCCUCCGUACACUACACUACCAGCCCCCGUCCCUCCACCCAUCAGUUACGAUGCCUUGCCUCCCCCCCGACCUGCAGCCAUAGCGGUUCCCGUAUGGCAAGACAGAACCAUUGCCUCGGCAAAGCUACGUCUACUGGAGUACUCUGCGUUUAUGGAGACCCAGAGAGACAGAGAGAUGUUCAAGCAUCUCUUCGUUCACAUUGGGCCUUCAAACCCAGGCUACAGUGACCCAGUGCUGGAGUCUGUAGAUGUGAGGCAGAUUUACGACAAGUUCUCAGAGAAGAAAGGGGGCCUGAAGGAGCUGUACGAGAAAGGCCCGCACAACGCCUUCUUCCUCGUUAAGUUUUGGGCGGACCUGAGCAGCGACAUCGAGGAGGGUUCGGGUGCAUUCUACGGAGUGAGCAGCCAGUACAGUGGCACAGAAAACAUCACCAUCAGUGUUUCUACAAAGGUCUGCUCCUUUGGCAAACAGGUGGUGGAGAAAGUUGAGACGGAAUAUGCGCAUUUGGAAGGAGGAAAGUACGUGUUCCGCAUCAAUCGUUCACCCAUGUGUGAAUAUAUGAUCAACUUCAUCCACAAGCUGAAACACCUGCCAGAGAAAUACAUGAUGAACAGUGUCCUGGAGAACUUCACCAUUCUUCAGGUGGUGUCCAACAGAGAAACUCAGGAGACUCUGCUGUGUAUUGCCUUUGUGUUUGAAGUGUCCACAAGUGAGCAUGGAGCACAGUACCAUGUUUAUCGACUAGUAAACGACUAGCAGCAUGUUACACGCAUGCAUGGAAAGACUCUUCAGACUUUUUGAUACAUACAGCUCAAACACUAUUUCCAGCUCAGCCUACAGAACCCCCACUCCUUUUACUCUGAACACCUGUUUGUUUUUAUUUGACCAACCGUCACACUGUAGUCACACCAGUUGUUUUAUGUAUAUGUCCUCUCAUUGCUGCAAGUCUGGACAAAUAUAACAUCCCAGAAUAGGUCAACAGUCUCACAACUGUUUCCUGUGACCUUUUGUUUCAACCCAUUAUGACCCCAUGCAGCACAUCCGCUUUUACCCUUUUAAUCAGUGUCAUAUGUUUUUAUCAACAUUUUAAAACGCAUAUACCUUUGUAAUUUUUUUUUUUUUUUUUUUUU
Menidia menidia (Atlantic silverside) is the source of this 2045-nucleotide messenger RNA. NCBI's taxonomy places the organism in Eukaryota, Metazoa, Chordata, Actinopteri, Atheriniformes, Atherinopsidae. The record is from the annotation of a GenBank genome assembly.